Messenger RNA from Cucurbita moschata (crookneck pumpkin), 2384 nucleotides. RefSeq names its product transmembrane protein 234 homolog. The coding region runs from base 204 to 602 and encodes 132 amino acids. NCBI's taxonomy places the organism in Eukaryota, Viridiplantae, Streptophyta, Magnoliopsida, Cucurbitales, Cucurbitaceae. The transcript has 6 exons. The record is from RefSeq and is a predicted model, not a curated record.
UGUAUGAAUUUGUUCAUUUUGCACAUUCACAGUUCUGAGAAGCAUGGAGAUAUGAUCAAGAAAGCAAGAAAUGACAUCAUUUCACCUGAGCUUUGGUCCAGAACAAGCUGAAGAUAUUUCAGUUGACAAACACAAUUUUGAGUUCUGAAAUAACUGAACAGAGAAUCAGCUGAAACAACUGAACAGAGAGACUGCGGAAGAAGAUGAUCGGGGAUGUAGAGAAAAUGGUUGCGAUCGGUAUAGUCUGGGGCGCCACCAAUGCACUGAUGCGCCGUGGCGCCCUUCUCUGGGACCAAGCUCUUAAAUCUUCGUCCAAUGCAACCCGCUCUUCAAACAAACUCCUCUCCUCCCUCCGUCGAUGGCUCAAGCUCCUCUCGAUCUGGCAGUAUACUGUCCCUUUUUUGGUUAAUCUCACCGCCUCAGCUACUUUCUUUGCCAUUCUAAGCGAUGCCCCAAUAUCGCUCGCCGUUCCGGUCACUAACGCCACAACUUUUGCUGCCACCGCUGUUUUCGGAAUGCUUCUUGGCGAGGAAACUCGUGUCGGGUACGCUCUGUUUGGUACUGCUCUGAUUGGGUUGGGCGUAUGGCUUUGCAUUAACUAAUUCCGAUUUGUGAAUUGGAGAACUUAGAUUUGGAGUUUAGUUUGUAAUUGAUUUGCGUAUCAUUCUAGGGUUUUAUCGCUGCGAUUGUAAUUUUCCUCAUUCCGAGAUGCUUGAUAUGAAUGUCCAAAGGGUACCGUUGAAAAAUACUCUGUGAUUAAAUGAGUGAUCGGGCGUUGGGUUGUAUUUGGUCUCUUCAAAUUCCAAAUUAAUUUGUAUAAUGCCCUGAAAAAGGGCUGCUUGCUCCCUCCGCUUGUUUCCAUAACUUGUUUUCUUCGUCCUAAGUCAAGUUCUUUUUGUUGAGAAUUAUUGAAAGGAGUAGUCUUACUUGUUUCCAUAACUUGUUUUCUUCGUCCUAAGUCAAAUUCUUUUUGUUGAGAAUUAUUGAAAGGGGUAGUCUUCCGUUGCCAAAAGCAAAACUAUGGGAGCUUAUGUUCAAAAUAGACAAUAUCAUACCAUUAUGGAAAGUCGUGGUUCCUUACACUUUGGUGCACUUAUACUUUGUAGAGCUCCUUGCAUAACACGAGUAGCUUCUUGGCCUAGAGAGUGGACUGUAUUUUUGCCAAACUCUUUGGUUAUGGGUUCCGGGUCUAAUAGAUAGAGACGAAGAGUAAAGUUUGUCGAGCUCCUCAGUUGUAAGGCUUACAUAGAUAAAGCAACAGGAAAGCAAGUUUUAUAUGAAACAUGUCAAUCAUUUUGGAACAUGGUAAACACGUAUAUCAAAACAAUCAGAAAGCUAUGAUCCCACAUAAAGGAACCAAGCAAGAAAAGGAGAACUGAUCUCUGAAAGAAGAAAAAUGAACAUUUUUGAAACACAGCCGAGUGCCAUAUUGUUAUUGUUGGUAGUAUUGCUGUUCUGAACACUGCAUUAGCUGUUACGCAACAUUGUGUUAGAACUGUCUUCUAUAACAUUCUGGUGGCAUUUGCCCAUUGAACCGUUUAGUGUCUUUGCAGUAAUCAUAUAUCAUGUAGUUCUGCUGGAUUUCAUUAAGCUUAGCCAACUGAGGAGCACUGAGCUGUGCAUAAGCUGGAGAAGUCCACCAGUUUGCUGGGGACUUAGCGGCACAUUGACUAAUGCUGGCUACUCCAUUCCAGUAACAAGCUCUUGGCCUAAAGUGGCGAAAGCUAGCCGUGAAUGGUGCGUUGGCCCAAUUGGUUUUCACGCGGCCUCCUUGAGUUGCCCAAUCAUCUGCAUUCCACAAGCUGGAUAUUAAUUCUCACUUACACAACAGCAUUAGGAUUCCAGUGAAUUGUGUAGUUGUGGAAAUCGGUGGUGGGGUCAAACCACAAUCGAAACUGCUGUUCUCUGUUUCCAACACCCUGAGUGAAUAUGUUUGUAUGAAUGGUGUAAGGCUGUCCUGAAACAUUCCCCAAGAACUCAUAGUCUAUCUCAUCAUGAGCUGAACCUGUAGAAGAUAGCUGCAAAAGUUCCAAGAAUCCCCUGGAACGAGCUUGAUGAGAGCUUCAAAGCUUCCAAAUAAGAAAUCUCUCUUCGACUUCGCUCCCGAGCCUGCAACAACAGAAUCAUUCUUGCUGAAGUCAGAGCUACAAAUAUAUAUAUGAAUUACAGCUUUGCAAACUUGAGGAUUGAAAGUUGGAAAGGUCCCCUGCGUUGACAUCAUAGAAUUUGAAAGCGUGUGGAGCCAUCAACUUGAUAAUGGCAUGAAGCAUAAUGCUGAAGAAGGUAUGAACUACGAAUCGUUCCACGAAAAUUUUAGUUUAUGUAUGUUUAUUAUCGAUCAUGUUGAACUCUUCAAUGUUACAUAUCAACGAAUAUCUUGGCUA